AUCCCUCAGUGUUUCUCAGUGUCCUGCUGCAUAGGACAACUGUGACCCCACAUAGAAAACCCAUUCAAGUGUUAAACUUCACUACAGCUUUGGAGAAAUGGCUGCAGUGGACAAGGAUGUGGCUGAGAAGUUUUUGGACAGUAAUCCAAUGUUUGCCAAGCAAUACUAUGACUCCAGGUUCCGGGCGAAGGUCGUCUCUGACCUUCUUUCGACCACUAAGCAAACCGCAGUGGACAUCAGUUCUCACCAUGAACUGAGCUCUAUGGAGGAGUGUGAGAUUAUUUUUGACAUGGUGCGGGACAUGCAGGAGAACCUGCAUAUGGAGAGGGCCGUGUUUAACCUCAUGCGGCAUCUGAGCUUUAUGAUCCGGGCAGAUCGCAUGAGUCUCUUCAUGUACCGCCAGAGGAAUGGAAUAGCCGAACUGGCCACACGAAUCUUCAAUGUCCAUAAAGACGCUACCCUGGAGGAAUGUCUGGUGCCACCAGACAGCGAGAUUGUGUACCCGCUGGACACAGGCAUUGUAGGACAUGUGGCCACUGCUAAGAAGACUGUCAACGUACCUGAUGUCACAAAGGACAGCCAUUUCAGUGACUUUGUGGACAACUUGACAGAGUACGAGACCAAGAAUGUGCUUGCGACCCCUAUCAUGAAUGGCAAGGACAUGGUGGCUGUCAUGAUGGCAGUCAACAAGAUCGGGGCUCCUCAUUUCACUGCUCAGGAUGAAGAGACACUGAAGAAAUAUCUCAACUUUGCUAAUCUUGUGCUCCGAGUGUUUCACCUGAGCUACCUGCACAACUGUGAAACCAGAAGAGGACAAGUAUUGCUCUGGUCUGCCAGCAAAGUGUUUGAAGAGCUGACUGACAUUGAGAGACAGUUCCACAAGGCUCUUUAUACAGUCCGAGCUUUUCUCAACUGUGACCGCUACUCUGUUGGCCUUCUCGACAUGACCAAAACUAAAGAGUUCUUUGACCUUUGGCCCGUACUGAUGGGAGAAGUACCUCCAUAUAGCGGACCAAAGACCCCUGAUGGCAGAGAAGUGAUAUUCUACAAAGUGAUUGAUUACAUAUUGCAUGGAAAGGAGGACAUCAAAGUCAUUCCUAACCCUCCUGCUGACCACUGGGCUUUAGUAAGUGGGCUUCCCACCUACGUUGCAGAGAAUGGCCUGAUCUGUAAUAUCAUGAAUGCUGCUCAAGACGAAUUCUUCGAAUUUCAAAAAGAACCUCUGGAUGAAUCUGGAUGGAUGAUAAAGAAUGUGCUCUCCUUGCCUAUCGUGAACAAGAAAGAGGAAAUCGUUGGCGUGGCCACGUUCUAUAACAGGAAAGAUGGAAAGCCUUUCGAUGAAAUGGACGAAACGCUAAUGGAGUCUCUCACUCAGUUCCUGGGAUGGUCAGUGCUGAAUACAGACACAUACGAUAAGAUGAACAAGCUAGAAAAUCGUAAGGACAUCUUUCAGGACAUGGUCAUGUACCACGUCAAAUGCAGGAAGGAUGAGAUUCAGAAUAUCUUGAACACACGUGAGAUGUAUGAUAAAGAGCCUGACGAAUGUGAAGAGGACGAGCUGGAAGAUAUUCUGAAUGAAGUGCUGCCAGACUCUGAAGAAUCUGAGAUCUUUGAGUUUCACUUCUGUGACUUUGAAUUCAGUGAACUGGACCUCGUGAAGUGUGGCAUCAAGAUGUACUAUGAGCUGGGAGUGGUAGACAAGUUCCAUAUUCCACGGGAGACUCUGGUGCGUUUUGUGUAUUCUGUCAGCAAAGGCUACAGGAAGAUUACCUACCACAACUGGAGGCAUGGCUUCAACGUUGGCCAGACCAUGUUUACACUGCUUAUGACAGGUGACCUGAAGCGUUACUAUACGGACCUGGAGGCGAUGGCGAUGGUGACCGCUGGACUCUGUCAUGAUAUUGACCACCGUGGCACUAACAACCUCUACCAGAUGAAAUCUGGGAAUCCACUAGCAAAGCUGCAUGGUUCCUCCAUUCUCGAGAGGCACCAUCUGGAAUUUGGAAAAACUCUGCUUAGAGACGAGGCCUUAAAUAUCUACCAGAAUCUGAACAGAAGACAGCACGAAACCGUCAUCCAUUUGAUGGACAUUGCUAUCAUCGCAACAGACUUGGCCUUGUAUUUCAAGAAAAGGACCAUGUUUCAGAAGAUUGUGGAUCAGUCUAAGACCUACGACAGCUGGGACAGUUGGACCAAAUACAUGAUGUUGGAAACCACUCGGAAAGAGAUUGUCAUGGCUAUGAUGAUGACUGCCUGUGAUUUGUCAGCCAUCGCCAAGCCAUGGGAGAUUCAGAGCAAGGUGGCGCUGUCUGUUGCUGCUGAAUUCUGGGAACAGGGUGACCUGGAGAGGACAGUGCUGGAGCAGCAGCCCAUUCCCAUGAUGGACCGGAACAAGGCGGAGGAACUUCCCAAACUGCAGUGUGGUUUUAUUGAUUUCGUCUGUUCUUUCGUUUACAAGGAGUUUUCUCGCUUCCAUGUGGAGAUCACACCAAUGCUGGAGCGUCUGCUGAACAACAGAAAAGAAUGGAACGCACUGAAGGAAAUACAUGAGGCCAAAGUAGCCAAGCUGGAUGAGGCCAAAAAGGCUAAAGAAGAAGCACAUGCUAACUCAGAUCAUAAACAAGGAAACUCUGUCCAACCCGCAGCUCAGUCCAAGACCUGUGUCAUUUCCUAGACGUCAAGCAGCACAAAAACACAUCGUAAGAAUGUACGACAGUGUACCCAUAAUUUGGACCGCUUUUAUUAUUUCUCUCAGCAGGAUGUCCUGUUAAAUCGUUUUGUACUAGUCUUGAGCUUGUAAGUAAAGACAUCCCUUUAGUGUUAGAAACAAACUAUUACAAUGUCUCUUUGACUUUUACAACAAUAGCCAUGACUGUCAAUAGAAAGGUAUUUUUAAAGCAUUUAAGUACUUUAUGGCUGAAACUGUACAGACUAGAGCAUUCUUACGAAAUAAAACAUACAUGGGAGUAUAUUGUGAAUACAUUUGCUAAUUCUAUAUUGUAUUUUUCCAUUAAUAUUUAUAUGUAGAAAUCUAAAAAUAAACUGAAAAACUGCUAAGCAUA
Danio rerio (zebrafish) is the source of this 3062-nucleotide messenger RNA. RefSeq names its product phosphodiesterase 6A, cGMP-specific, rod, alpha (gene pde6a). Gene Ontology annotation, cellular component: endomembrane system. Gene Ontology annotation, molecular function: phosphoric diester hydrolase activity; metal ion binding; 3',5'-cyclic-nucleotide phosphodiesterase activity. Gene Ontology annotation, biological process: signal transduction. The record is from RefSeq and is marked validated. Lineage: Eukaryota; Metazoa; Chordata; Actinopteri; Cypriniformes; Danionidae.